AUGGUCCUUCUACUUCUCUGGUUAUUGCCGGGAAGCGCAGGGCGUCCUGAUCUUUCUGAUCAAAAGGGUCCACAGCGUCUGGGCAAUCUUGCCGAAGUGGCGUCUGAAACUCCCACGAGUUUUCGGAGUCGGGGUAUCCCCGUUACUUCACCAGAUUUUGAGUCUGACCCUGGUGACGACGUCGUCGCACAAGUCGUUCCACGUGAUAGUGGACGUCACCGUUCUCAUCGAGAAGAGUCGGUGGCGUGCGGUGACGACCGGGUCGACCGCCGAUCGGUGACUCGCGACGCUGUUCGAGCCCUAGCGGGUGAGAUCCUUCGUGGUCGAAGCUCCGCUGAACGUCAUGCUGAAGUAGCAUAUCGCUGUGCGGAUGCUCUUGAUGAUUUAAAGUGCAUCGUGCGCCGGCUGCCUCGCCUUGAGGACUACCGCGCUCUGUCGGAGCGACUCCAAGCCGUGGAGCAGGCGAAUGCGUCACUGCAUGCGACGGUGCGACGCUUUGCUCCAUUGGAGAUGGAGGUUGUUGCACUCCGUGCUCAGAAGCAGUUGCUAGUUCAGUCUCUGGGUGGCCGAAGGCCCAAAGAUUCGUUCUGGCGCCAACGCUUCCGCGUUCACAUGCGCCGGAUCCCGGUACGGCUUGAGCAAGCCCACGAAAAACACCGGGUGGGUGCGCAUCCGUUUGGGAAGGUUUAG
This is a messenger RNA of Plasmopara halstedii, 690 nucleotides long. RefSeq lists its product as uncharacterized. The record is from RefSeq and is a predicted model, not a curated record. Lineage: Eukaryota; Oomycota; Peronosporomycetes; Peronosporales; Peronosporaceae. Bases 1 to 690 code for a protein of 229 amino acids. The transcript has a single exon.